AUGGCUCCUUCCUCUGAGGCCGCUCAGCGGAUAGAGGAAGCUCGAGCUCUCGCAAAGACGGAUCCUAAGAAAGCUGAGGCUAUCUACAAAGAUACUCUUGCAAAAGGCCCUGGGUCCUCCGAAAAGUCGUCGCGUGAUUACGAAAAUGCGUUGAUCGGAUUGGGAGAGCUCUACCGGGACGAGAAGAAGCCGCAGGAGAUUGCAGACCUGAUCAAAACAAGUCGGGAUUCUUUUUCGUCGUUCGCCAAAGCAAAGACAGCGAAGCUAGUACGCCAGUUGCUCGACUUGUUUAGCGAGAUACCAAACACCCUUGAUAUUCAAAUUUCCGUCAUCCAAACCUGCAUCGAAUGGGCCGUGGCCGAACGCCGGUCCUUCCUUCGACAGAACCUCGAGACUCGGUUGGUGGCUAUAUACAUGCAGAAGCAGAGCUAUUACGACGCUCUUAACCUGAUCAACUCGCUUCUCCGGGAAUUGAAACGGCUCGAUGACAAGCUUAUGCUAGUUGAAGUGCAGUUGCUGGAGUCGCGGGUAUACCAUGCGCUUGGAAACCAAGCCAAGGCGCGUGCUGCUUUGACCGCUUCACGGACUUCGGCUGCUUCUGUCUACACACCUCCGAAUCUACAGGCUAGUCUGGAUAUGCAGAGUGGUAUGCUGCAUGCCGAGGACAAAGACUUCAACACCUCAUACUCCUACUUCAUUGAGGCUCUAGAAGGCUACAGCUCCCUGGACGAGGGAGAGAAGGCGACAGCGGCUCUCCAAUACAUGCUGCUUUGUAAGAUCAUGCUGAACUUGGUGGACGACGUGACGACUCUCCUAGGCUCCAAGCAAGCCCAGAAAUAUGCCAGUCCACGACUUGAGGCCAUGAAAGCAGUUGCGCGAGCUCAUGCCAACCGCUCGCUUGAAGAGUACGAGAAGGCGCUCUCGGAUUAUCGGUUCGAGCUAGGAAGCGAUGUGUUCAUCCGUAACCACCUUCGCCGACUCUACGACGCUAUGUUGGAACAAAACCUCAUCAAGGUCAUUGAGCCAUUCAGCCGCGUUGAAUUGGAUCAUGUUGCCAAAAUGGUGGGGUUGGACACACAGCAGGUGGAAAGAAAGCUUUCACAGAUGAUUCUGGACAAAGUUAUCAUUGGAGUGCUAGAUCAAGGCGCAGGAUGCUUGAUCGUAUAUGACGAAACUGAGCGCGACCAAGGAUACGACGCCGCACUGGACACCGUUGCGAAACUGAGUAAUGUCGUGGAGGAGCUGUACACUAACCAAGCAUCACAACUGGAGUAA
Aspergillus puulaauensis is the source of this 1275-nucleotide messenger RNA. RefSeq names its product proteasome regulatory particle lid subunit RPN6 (gene RPN6). Gene Ontology annotation, cellular component: proteasome regulatory particle, lid subcomplex. Gene Ontology annotation, molecular function: structural molecule activity. The record is from RefSeq and is a predicted model, not a curated record. Gene Ontology annotation, biological process: ubiquitin-dependent protein catabolic process. The coding region runs from base 1 to 1275 and encodes 424 amino acids. NCBI's taxonomy places the organism in Eukaryota, Fungi, Ascomycota, Eurotiomycetes, Eurotiales, Aspergillaceae. The transcript is spliced from 2 exons.